CUGGGAUCAUUUUCUGCGCUGCGCAGCCUGAAAACUUCUCAACUAUCAAACAGCCAUUUCUGUUUCACUUACUGACAGGGUAGUUUGGGCGAUUUAAUAAAUAAGGACGUUCAGCCAUGGAUGAGGAGUAUGACGUUAUCGUUCUUGGGACCGGGUUAACGGAAUGCAUUCUUUCCGGCAUUAUGUCUGUAAAGGGAAAAAAGGUGUUGCAUAUGGACAGAAACUCGUACUAUGGUGCAGAGAGUGCUUCCAUCACACCACUGGAAGAUUUAUACAAGCGCUUCAGUCUUCCAGGCAAACCUCCAGAGUCCAUGGGAAAAGGUCGGGACUGGAGCGUGGACCUCAUCCCAAAGUUCCUGAUGGCUAAUGGUCAGCUGGUGCGAAUGUUGCUGAUUACUCAGGUAACGCGUUACCUGGACUUCAAGGUGAUUGAGGGCAGCUUUGUCUACAAGAAGGGAUCCAUCUACAAAGUCCCCGUCACUGAGACCGAGGCCUUGGCCUCCAGUUUGAUGGGGAUUUUUGAGAAGAGGCGGUUCAGGAAUUUCUUGAUCUUUGUCGCCAAUUACGACGUGAAUGACCCCAAAACCAUGGAGGGUGUUGACCCCAACAAGUCUACGAUGCGUGAACUGUACAAGAAGUUCAGCCUGGGUCAGGACGUGAUGGACUUUACUGGCCACGCUCUCGCUCUGUAUAGGACAGAUGAUUACCUGGACCAACCCUGCAUCGACACCAUCAACAGGAUCAAGUUGUACAGUGAAUCUCUGGCCAGAUAUGGCAAGAGUCCUUACCUUUACCCCCUCUAUGGCCUGGGGGAGCUGCCACAAGGCUUUGCCCGAUUGAGUGCCAUCUAUGGUGGGACGUACAUGUUGAACAAACCCAUAGAGGAGAUUGUAAUGGAGAAUGGAAAGGUGGUAGGGGUCAAAUCAGAAGGAGAGAUAGCUCGCUGUAAGCAGCUGAUCUGUGACCCCAGCUAUGUCAUGGACCGGGUCAGCAAAGUGGGCCAGGUGGUGCGGAUCAUCUGCAUAAUGAGCCACCCCAUUAAGAACACCGGCGACGUCAACUCCUGCCAAAUCAUCAUCCCACAGAUCCAAGUGAACCGGAAACACGACAUCUACGUGUGUAUGAUCUCCUCUGCUCACAAUGUGGCAGCACAGGGCAAGUACAUUGCCAUCGCGAGCAGUGUGGUGGAGACCAACGACCCAGAGAAGGAGCUCAAACCUGCCCUGGACCUGCUGGAGCCCAUUGAACAGAAGUUUGUGAGCGUCAGUGAUCAGUAUGCCCCAACUGAUAUGGGAAAAGACAGCCAGGUCUUCAUCUCCCGUACGUACGAUGCAACGACCCACUUUGAGACCACCUGUGAUGACAUCAAGGACAUCUACAAGCGCAUGACGGGCUCUGAGUUUGACUUUGCAGAGAUGGAGCGCACAAAGAAUGACAUCUUUGGUGACGCGGGUGACCAGUGAGAGUUAGCUUGUUAGUGUCCGAACUCAAUCUUAACUGGUUUAGAAUCCAAAUGUAUUGUGGAAAUCUGUAUCUAUGACGCUUUGAAAUGUUUGUAGAAUGAAAUUAAAUGUUUAUUACAGCCAGGCGAACAAUUUGGUGGCUGCAUUUAUAGGCUGAUUUCUGAGAGUUUAAGAAUGAUCAUAUUUCUGUACCAUCAUGAAGGUUUCUUCACAUUCUUAUGAAUGAGAAUGUCGCCAAAGAAUUGGUUUUAUUCAGGGGUUUAUACAUAAACAAUAUAACUUGUAUUUUUACUUUAAGGCACUAGUCUGUGUUUAAGUGAAAUAAAGACUUAUUUUAUCUGCGA
Messenger RNA from Esox lucius (northern pike), 1807 nucleotides. Its product is annotated as rab GDP dissociation inhibitor beta. The record is from RefSeq and is a predicted model, not a curated record. Gene Ontology annotation, biological process: protein transport; vesicle-mediated transport; small GTPase-mediated signal transduction. NCBI's taxonomy places the organism in Eukaryota, Metazoa, Chordata, Actinopteri, Esociformes, Esocidae. Bases 117 to 1463 code for a protein of 448 amino acids. Gene Ontology annotation, cellular component: cytoplasm. The transcript has 11 exons. Gene Ontology annotation, molecular function: Rab GDP-dissociation inhibitor activity.